AUGAACAUUGCAAAUUUUUUAGGAAUAAGUAUAGAUCCGAUAAAUAGAAAUUAUCUGCUAGUGUUAGAAUAUUCCGAAGAAAACCUCCGUGAUUAUCUAUUGAAUCACGAUUUAGGAUGGGACGAAAAAAUCAGAAUUGCAAAAGACAUAGCGAAUGGAUUGAACUUUAUUCAUAAUGAGAUAAAUAUGAGCACAAAGGCCAUAUUUCUUGAUAACGAUAAAGCCUUUUUAUUGGAUCCCAGAAUAUUCUCUAUUACAACAGAAUCGUCAGGCUAUUAUAAUCCACCUGAUGAAUCAAUAGCGUUUGUUGAUCCAAAUGUCUUGAAAGAUCCAAAGAUAAAUUAUACGACUGAAUCCGACAUUUACAGCUUAGGCGUUAUAAUGUGGGAAAUAUCAAACAGGAGAGUUCCAUUUUCCGAUGUAAAAGGUCAUGAAUUGUUAAUAGAAAGGAUACAGAAUAACCUUCAGGAAGAGACUAUACCCGGUACUCCCCAAGAAUAUGCUAGCUUAUAUCGAAGAUGUUUGCUCGAACCAAAAAUGCGUCCUAGUAUUCUCGAUGUAUGUAAGGAGCUUGGACGAAUGUUAG
Molecule: messenger RNA, 586 nt
Organism: Acaulospora colombiana
Lineage: Eukaryota; Fungi; Glomeromycota; Glomeromycetes; Diversisporales; Acaulosporaceae
Source: the annotation of a GenBank genome assembly